CUGCUCUGCACCGAGUUAACAUCAGGCUACCGCACGAGGGAGGGCUGAGGAGUACAAGAUGCACUUUCUGAGCUUCACACCCAUCGUUUUACUACAGCUGACUUUCCUCGCUGUACUUCAUGGUGCCAAGUGGACAUACAGUGGGCCAGAAGGAGAGCACCACUGGCCCAAGCAUUAUCCAUAUUGUGGUGGAGCUUUCCAGUCUCCAAUAAACAUCCAGUCAGAGCUUCUAAGGUUCGACCCAACUUUGCGUCCAAUUGAGAUUCAAAACUACAACCUGUCGCCAAACGAGCAGCUUACACUUGGAAAUAAUGGGCAUUCUGUACAAAUAUCACUGCCCUCUAAGAUGCACAUCUCCAGCCUGCAUCAUCGUUACACUGCAGCUCAACUUCACUUCCACUGGGGCUCCUCCAGCAGACAGGCAGGCUCUGAACACACAGUGAACAGUAAGCAGUAUGCAGCAGAGAUGCAUGUAGUUCACUUCAAUUCAGACAAGUAUCCCAAUAUGUCCAUGGCUGUAGACAAAUCUGACGGCCUGGCUGUGCUGGGUGUCCUGGUUGAGGUUGGAGAGUUCAAUCCGGCCUUUGAACAGUUUCUGAAGUUCAUCAAUGGUAUCAAAUACAGGGAUCAGAGAGUGCAGGUGCCCGGUUUCAACAUCAGAGCGCUGCUGCCUGCACGUUUGGAUGAGUAUUACCGCUAUGACGGUUCACUGACGACUCCUCCGUGCUAUCCCAGUGUCCUGUGGACAGUGUUCAGGAAUCAUGUCACAAUAUCUCGCAAACAGUUUCUAGCGCUGGCAACAUCCCUCUACUCCUCCCAUGCCCAGGACUCAGCCCCCGUGCCUCUGAAUGGAAACUAUAGGAAACCACAGCUCGCCGACAGCCGAAUUGUGCUGGUAUCUUUUAAGGAGGGCAGAGGACUGCAAGGUACUCUUACGGUCACAUCUCCACUCAUGAGGAAGCGAAUCAUUCAGCAGCUGCUGGUUGGUGACCUAGCCGACCUGGCUGAUGAAGGGCUCCACCAACUUCUACCAAUUGGCUCAGAGAAGCUCCAUGUUGGCAAGAAAAAAGACCUCAAGAACCAGCAGACUCUGGCCAAAUUCAAACCACAAACAUUGAAUCCAUCCCUUUGGAAGAAGGGUCAGACAAACCGCUCUGUGGGAAAGUUCGGGCUGGCUGAAGAAGCAUUGUGCUACAUCUCUCUGGAGCACAGAGUGUUACAUCAGCUCAAACUGUCUCACUCUGAGAACCAGCUGGUUCAGGCUCUCAGAGAUGCUGCUUUUCCCGAGCUCAAUCUCAAGAGCUACCUGGACUGUAAAUCAGACUUGGCCCUCCCCACUAUCAGACACAUUCUCCGUGGACGGCCAACAGAUGAGGCUUUUGAGUUAGAUCGCUCCCUGACAAAAGCCUUGAUGAAUAAGAGAAAGAUUUCCACAGCAAUCAAACAAAGUGUGCCAGUGACAAACUAUGGCAGUUCCCCCCCUGCUACUGUUCCCAUGAAACCACACAGCCAGGGUUAUCCACAUCCUUGGCUUUUGCCAAUGGAGUGGGAAGACUAGAGAAAUUCCUGACUGCUGCGACUCACAUUAUGUCACUUUGUGUAGCAGACUCAGUUGUGUGUCCCACAAUGAAAGACACAUUUUCAAGUCAAGCGCUGCAAUCCUUUGGCCAAUCUUUCUUACAAAUGUAUUUAACAUUAAAUUAUUUUUUCUCCAGUAUGUGCACAUAGUUAUAUUACGUCUCUAAUGGAAACCUUUUGUAUGAAAUAAGUUAACUGUAGUUAUUGUUUUUGCAAACAUACGCCAAUGCAUAUGCAGUCAUCACCAGUGACUAGGCUGUAAGCAGAUUCUAUAAUGUUAAGCCAAUCUCAAUAUGUAGAUUGUUGUCAUGAAAAUCUGCAAUAAUGAGAAACAUUUACUUUCUCACAAUGGGCUUUAGGUAUGUUUGUAUAAUGUUGCCUUGCUUUAAAAUAAACAGCUACAAAGCAAACAUGGUAUGGUACACAAAAUGUCUGGCACAGAAUUUUUAUAUCAUACAGUACGCCAAGUUCUGUUCUAUAGUAUGGUAAUUGCCGAGCUGUACUAGCAAUUACAGUCUUGCACAAUAUAGAGAUGCAGCUAAACCAAAAUAAUUUGCAAGGGCUUAAGCGCUUUACGUCAUAUCCCUGUCUGUCACAAUCUGUUCUUCUUUUCAAAAUGUAAUUUACAACAAGUAAAGAAUCAGCUACUGUUCAUAGGGAACUAUUUUCAAUAAAAGCAU
Cottoperca gobio is the source of this 2258-nucleotide messenger RNA. It is a transcript of the gene ca12, whose product is annotated as carbonic anhydrase XII. Gene Ontology annotation, cellular component: plasma membrane. Gene Ontology annotation, molecular function: zinc ion binding; carbonate dehydratase activity. The record is from RefSeq and is a predicted model, not a curated record. Lineage: Eukaryota; Metazoa; Chordata; Actinopteri; Perciformes; Bovichtidae. The transcript has 9 exons. The coding region runs from base 59 to 1558 and encodes 499 amino acids.